UGCUUAUUCUAAUCAUCAGUCUCUCCACAAUACUGAAACCUGCAGUAGCCUGUGAAGACGUGGCAGCAUGUCUGAUGGUGUUCUCAUGUGCUUUAAGAGUCUAAUUGCAGAAGGGAAUUGGAACCGGGUCUCGUUGUGCUAGGAAGGACUCUUCCUUAUCAGGAGAGGAUGCAAGUGUUAUUUAUUUAGCACAACAAGGACCCUGCUGGAAAGUUAAUCUAUAAUACGAACUUGGAAAGGUUUAUUAUCUAAAGCCUUGCAUUUAGCCAAAGAAGGAUAUUGUUAAAAAGAAAGAUACAUCGCUUAUUGAAGACACUGUGCUAAUUUCUCAAAAAAGUUAGAAAAAAACAUUUUUGGCAAACCCAUGGCAGUGAAGAUACUCAUUAACAUGGACUUUGCAUGAGGAGAAGCAGGCGAGUCCAUCUCACUACGUGCUCAACUGAGAACUGUUUGUGAUGUUCUGAAAAGGGAACGUGCCUCUUGCCACUUUUCGGUCAGUGCGUCACUCUCUUCGUGUGGUAUAUAAAGCAUAGUGGUUAGAGCUGAUUACGAACAAAGCAAAGAAAGUAAAGAUGAAGACCUACGUGGCUGUGUUGACGUUCUCCCUCCUUUACCUUAGUCUAGCUGAGGAUCAUCCGUCUCCUAUUGCAUCAGACAGCAGUAACCACCUGCCACCAGACAGCAGUAACCACCUGCCACCAGACAGCAGUUACCACCUGCCACCAGACAGCAGUAACCACCUGCCACCAGACAGCAGUAACCACCUGCCACCAGACAGCAGUAACCACCUGCCACCAGACAGCAGUAGCCACCUGCCACCAGCCAAGGAGGAAAACUGCCAAUGUUUUGCCAUUUUAAGGAAACUAAAGUCAAAACUGAGAAACACUGAGAAGCAAUUAGAGAAUCUGAAGGUGGAAGUCCAAGGUAAUCGGGUGGCGUUUGGAGCAUCAAUGGGAAAUAGUGGACCGUCUAACGUUGACAUGACACUGACCUACAAUAAUGUCUUCUUAAACACAGGCGCAUUCAAUCCUGCAACAGGUAUUUUCACUGCUCCAGUGAAAGGAGUAUAUUACUUCAGCUUCACUGGCCAUAAUAAAUCAUCCAAAAACAUGCAGCUGAUGAAGAACGGAGAGCGUGUGGUUUUUGUGAGCAACUACGCAGCUGGAGGCCGCCACAAGAGAUCAACCAAUGCAAUGACUCUACAGCUUGAAGUGGGAGACCAGGUGUACAUACAACUCCGUCCAAAUACCCGGUUUUAUGAUAGCAAAUCUAACCUCGGAAUGUUCAAUGGUCAUUUAGAAUCCCCUGUGUAAUGAUAGUGGUUGCUAUUUGACCUGAUGUCAGUAAGCUCCACAUUUUGUUACAUUUAACUAAAUUCCGGAAAAACAUCGGCUUAUAAGAGAUAAAUCACUGUGAUGUGGGUACAUUGAAAACUGUACACCAUUUAUAUGUGUUAUGUUUGCCAUAAGGCGUUAAUCAUUAAUAAAAUGACACAAGUUUGAAAACUGCA
Gasterosteus aculeatus aculeatus (three-spined stickleback) is the source of this 1510-nucleotide messenger RNA. The record is from RefSeq and is a predicted model, not a curated record. NCBI's taxonomy places the organism in Eukaryota, Metazoa, Chordata, Actinopteri, Perciformes, Gasterosteidae.